Messenger RNA from Protobothrops mucrosquamatus (brown spotted pit viper), 993 nucleotides. It is a transcript of the gene CUNH20orf96, whose product is annotated as chromosome unknown C20orf96 homolog. The annotation marks the transcript as partial. NCBI's taxonomy places the organism in Eukaryota, Metazoa, Chordata, Lepidosauria, Squamata, Viperidae. The record is from RefSeq and is a predicted model, not a curated record. The transcript is spliced from 7 exons.
CGGCUUUCUAAGAGCAAGAUGACCAGCCUGGAAGAACUGCGGCACCAUUCCUCCGUCCUGCUGGAGAAGAAUAAGGACCUGAUGGAGAAGAUCCAGGAGACGGAAGCCGAUUCGGCCAGCCAAGCCAGAACCCUCCUGCAGCAAUACGACAUGUUUGGGCGGAUCAUCGCCACUCUCCAGGACUCCAAUCAGAACCAAGUUGGCGUAGCCAAAGCCGAGCUCAAAGCCGUGGAGAAGAACGUGGAGAAGAACAUGACGAAGAUGGACCUGGAGCUGAAACGGGUCGGCACCAAGGUCCACACCCUGCAGGAGGAGGUCAACCUCCUGCGGACGUACAUGGACAAGGAGUAUCCCCUGAAGGCCGUCCAGAUCUCCUCCCUCCUGCGCAACAUCCGGAACCUGAAUGAGGAGCAACAGUACGAAUUGGAAGACACCGAAGAUCUGGCCAAGCGGUUCCUGGACUCCUUAGCGGGAAAAGCCCGGGACGAGCAGGAGCGCAUUCUGCAGUCUGUGGCCGAUAAGACGCUGCUGCAGUAUCAGGACGGUUUGGAGCAGAUGCACCGGAACAACGUGGAACUGAGAAGGCAGAUAAAAGCGCAAAAGGAGGUGAUUGACGACCUGGUGAAGGAAGUGAAGGAGCUGCACAAGAGCAUCAUCGUCCUGCAUCACUCGGCUGGGGACCCCUACAACACCAUUUUUCCUGAUGUCCUUCUGCGCCGGCCCAAAUGCACCCCGGAUAUGGAGGUGGUCCUCAACAUCCCGACGGAUGGCGAUUUCCCCUUGUAGCUGCGGGAAGCGAAGCGGGAAGGAGAUGCCUGGAUUGCAAAAAAACCUUUCCGGGCUCCAUUGUUGGUUUGGUUUGGCCGUGUUUGGCCCGGAUUGCGUGCCACAUCCUGGGCAAAGCCUAGUCUUGCUAAGCCUUGCAGCUGUUUUUAAAUUUCCUCGUCCAACUAUAUCGGGGUUUUUUCUCUAUUAAAGGCAGCCCUUAUCUGA